Ramularia collo-cygni is the source of this 1782-nucleotide messenger RNA. RefSeq lists its product as uncharacterized. The transcript is spliced from 2 exons. The record is from RefSeq and is a predicted model, not a curated record. Bases 1 to 1782 code for a protein of 593 amino acids. Lineage: Eukaryota; Fungi; Ascomycota; Dothideomycetes; Mycosphaerellales; Mycosphaerellaceae.
AUGUCCGCAGACCUUGCCGACACGUGUAUCGUAUGUCUCGGUGACCUCCGGGCCUCGUUGCCUGAAGAUCCGCCACCGCCUGUAGCUGUAGCUGUAGCUGCCGAUGCCGAUGAUGCCAGCAACGGCGUCGACGCCAAGAAAAUAGCUACAGCUCAAGAUGCUGCUCUCAAUCCACAAAGCAUUCAAACCGACGACGAAGCGAUAGCACAUUUACUCCCUUGCAAGCACGACUUACACAAUUCGUGCCUCAAGCCAUGGGUCGAACGAGCGAACAGUUGUCCAAUAUGCCGGACCACAUUCAACAUGGUCGAGAUCAGCCGCACAGUCGGUGGCCCUGUCGUGGACAGCUACCCGGUCCGUGACAAGGCGCAAGAAGCGGAAAUCGAUCCUCGAAUGAUUGUUGAUGACGAGCUGUUCGCGAUUGAGGCAUGGGAGCCAUGCUUGAUAUGUGGUACCAACGACGAAGGUCAUGGAGCCAUGUACUGCGACGGCUGCGACGGGACGGUUCAUAUCUUCUGUGCGGGCUUCGAUGAUGCCCCUGAUGUUUGGUAUUGUGAGACUUGUUUGGUAGACUUGGAGAAUGACACGUCGCUGCCAGGCWUGGCUGACGCUGUACGGAGACGAAACCGGCGGCCUGGUGGCGCUCGUCCGAGUGCUCGAGGACCCGCCCAACGCCGCCGUCGUCGUCCGAAUGACGCUAACUGGGCACGCGUGUGGCAACAGGUCACACGCCGGCUCGACGCGGACCUGGAACAUGCCUUCGACGAGGCCACCACUGCUGCUGUUGACGAGCGUACYGAGGAGCAACGGCGCGAAUUUCAACGCUGGCAGCGCCGGUUUGAGCUCGCCAGCAACCAUUCCGGAGCCACACACCGCCUUCGCAACAUCGCACAGGGCCACAUCACGCCGGAAGCAUUGCCACCAGUCCCCGAGUCACAGGAGGAACUGAGCGCGUGGAACGCUUUCGACAGAGCGCGGGAGUCCAGUGAGGCUCCUCUGACUGUGCGACGUCGCAAACGCAGAGCUACGGCUUCGCCCACGUCAAACAAUGGGGUUGAAUCGACCGAGCAGCCUCAGCUGAAGAAGCCGCGUCUGCGUCGUCCGCCUGCUGCUCCUGGCCAGCCAGAAUCUUCUGUUGCUGCCGCUGCACGGAAGGAGCCCACCUUUCUCUCGUCCUUGUUGCGCGAGGUGGAAGGGCGAGAGACUUCCGCCACAUCCCCAGCUACAUCUGAACAUUUCCACGCCGGCGCGCUCUCUCCUCGAAAUUCGUCACCCGCGCGUUCGCCUUCUUCAUCGGAAUGCGGCAGUCCUCACGCUACACCACCKCCGCAGCGUCCUCUCUCGCCUCCUCUUUCCUCGACGAUUUUGCCUUUCACAUCUCCCAUAGCGGCAACGUUCUCUCCCUUCUCACCUGCCGAGACUCGGGAGGACUACGAACCAGACGGCCUCCUCAGCCGAGGUCGACGGCGUCGUCUAGCUCAACAACCCAAUUGCCGCGAAGACCGUGCAUCAUCAAACUCCCCCUCGCGAUCCCUUUCAUAUUCUGCAAAGGAAGAACUACAGCGGAUGGUUAAACUUGCGCUUGGAACACGCUAUCGAGAUAAAGAAAUCACCAAGGACCAAUACACUGACAUCAAUAAGAAUGUAUCCCGGAAGUUGUACGAUCUAGUACAGGACGCGAGCGCACUUGCAGGCAAGGAGCAGAGAGAGCGCUGGCAGAAUGUUGCCGACGAGGAAGUACGGAAGGCUGUCAGUGACAUAUCCUCUGGUAGUGAUUCGUGA